GGAGAACUAGAGCAACGGCUGCGAACCGGGGGCGGCUAGCGCAGAGAUCAAGGGAGAAGCCUCGCGCGUGGGUAGAAUGAGUAGGAUCAACUGAACUACGCACUUUAAUACCAGCCUACAUUGUAUCCCAGAAACGGCGUUUACUUAUUUUUGGGUGUUCAGUAGAGUCGGGUUUGUUAGUUGGACGUUUAGACGACUAAACGCACUUGGUCCCGUGACUUCAGCAGCGAUUAUUGUGGAGUUGUUUCUAACAUUUAAAUUAUCUCAGCCUCGAGUGGCGGGGUUAAGGGGGCCGGGAGAGAGGGAGGUGAAGGUGGGGCAGAGUGAGACGAGCGCUCACUACUGUCCGCCCGGUACAACCGACCACCAACCGAUAUUUUGGCUAAACCCGACAGGAAUCAAACAUUGUAUGUUUAUCGGAAUUGGGAGAGUGAUAACAACGGCUGUCAUCUUUUCCUACACCGCUCAUUCCAGGCACUCUGAAGUAUCUGCGCUGUUGGGCGCCGUAACCCUCUACAGUUUACCGUUUGGUCGUAUUUUUUGGAGGGGAGUGUAAAUUCCCCGGUCUUGUUGGACCAUGGCCGACGACGAUGUGCUCUUUGAAGAUGUUUACGAGCUGUGCGAGGUCAUUGGCAAGGGGCCGUUUAGUGUGGUACGACGAUGCAUCAACAGGGAUACGGGCCAGCAGUUUGCUGUGAAGAUUGUGGAUGUGGCCAAAUUCACCUCCAGUCCCGGCCUCAGCACAGAAGAUCUGAAAAGGGAAGCGAGCAUCUGUCACAUGCUGAAACAUCCACACAUAGUGGAGCUUCUGGAAACCUAUAGCUCUGAUGGGAUGCUCUACAUGGUUUUUGAAUUUAUGGAUGGAGCAGAUCUCUGCUUUGAGAUUGUGAAGAGAGCAGACGCUGGGUUUGUUUACAGCGAGGCUGUCGCCAGUCACUACAUGAGACAGAUCCUAGAGGCGUUACGGUACUGCCAUGACAACAACGUCAUUCACAGAGAUGUAAAGCCUCAUUGUGUGUUGCUGGCAUCAAAGGAGAACUCGGCACCAGUGAAAUUGGGUGGCUUUGGUGUGGCUAUACAGCUAGGAGAGUCUGGACUCGUGGCUGGAGGCCGGGUGGGCACUCCGCACUUCAUGGCACCUGAAGUGGUGAAAAGAGAACCUUACGGGAAACCUGUGGAUGUGUGGGGCUGUGGAGUCAUCCUCUUCAUCCUGCUCAGUGGCUGCCUGCCUUUCUACGGAACCAAAGAGCGCCUGUUUGAAGCAAUCAUAAAAGGAAGAUACAAGUUGAAUCCCAGACAGUGGGGCCAUAUCUCAGAGAGUGCCAAAGAUCUGGUGCGCCGUAUGCUGAUGCUGGACCCAGCAGAGAGGAUCACAGUGUACGAAGCUCUCAACCACCCCUGGCUCAAGGAGAGAGACCGCUAUGCUUACAAGAUCCAUCUUCCUGAUACAGUUGAGCAGCUGAGAAAGUUCAAUGCCAGAAGGAAGCUAAAAGGUGCGGUGCUCGCUGCAGUCUCUAGUCACAAGUUCAACUCUUUCUAUGGCGACCCACCUGAAGAACUACCUGACUUCUCAGAAGACCCCACAUCAUCAGGACUGCUUGCUGCAGAAAGGGCUGUGUCACAGGUGCUGGACAGUUUGGAGGAGAUCCAUGCACUGACGGACUGCAGUGAGAAAGACCUGGAUUUUUUACACAGUGUCUUCCAGGACCAUGAUCUCCACACGCUGCUAGAUCUGUAUGACAAGAUAAACACUAAGUCCUCACCGCAAAUCCGAAAUGCACCAAGUGAUGCAGUUCAAAGAGCCAAAGAGACUUCCACUGAAGACGAGUCGAGCACAGCUUUGAAACAUCUGGAAUAUGUAUUGGAGGAAAUUUCGUGCUACCCUAAAAACACAGACGCUAAAGAACUGAGAAGGAUCCUAACCCAGCCACAUUUCAUGGCCUUACUUCAAACUCAUGAUGUUGUGGCACAUGAGGUGUACAGUGAUGAGGCACUGAGGGUCACACCUCCUCCCACAUCACCAUACCUCAACGGAGACUCACCUGAGAGCACUAACGGAGACAUGGAUCUAGAGAAUGUCACACGAGUGCGCCUUGUUCAGUUCCAAAAGAAUACGGAUGAACCCAUGGGCAUCACAUUGAAAAUGGAUGACCUGAACCACUGCAUCGUUGCAAGAAUAAUGCAUGGAGGAAUGAUCCACAGACAAGGAACUUUGCAUGUUGGAGAUGAGAUCCGGGAGAUCAACGGUAUAAGUGUAGCAAAUCAAACGGUGGAGCAGCUGCAGAAGAUGCUUCGGGAAAUGAGAGGAAGCAUCACCUUUAAGAUUGUGCCAAGCUACCGCGCACAACAAUCAUCCUGUGAGAAAGAAUCCCCCAACACCUCCAGACAGUCCCCUGCUAAUGGUCAUUCCAGCAUUAACAGUUCUAUCUUGGAUUUGCCGGCAACCAUCCAGCCAAAAGGACGUCAGAUCUCCAGGCCUCCAAUCAAGGAUACGUUUUCCAUUAAGAUCUACGUGAGGGCACAGUUCGAAUAUAACCCGGUGAAGGAUGACCUCAUUCCAUGUAAAGAGGCAGGAAUUUGCUUCAGAGUGGGUGACAUAAUCCAGAUUAUCAACAAAGAUGACCAUAACUGGUGGCAAGGCAAACUGGAAAACACCAAGAAUGGAACGGCAGGGCUGAUUCCCUCUCCGGAACUCCAGGAGUGGCGGGUGGCAUGUAUAGCCAUGGAGAAAACCAAGCAGGAACAGCAGGCAAGCUGUACUUGGUUUGGCAAGAAAAAAAAGCAGUACAAAGACAAGUACCUAGCAAAACACAAUGCAGUGUUCGAUCAACUAGAUCUCGUCACAUAUGAGGAAGUAGUGAAGUUGCCGGCGUUCAAGAGGAAAACAUUAGUGUUACUAGGUGCCCAUGGCGUUGGCAGAAGGCACAUCAAGAACACACUCAUCACCAAACACCCAGAAAGAUUUGCUUACCCCAUUCCACAUACGACCAGACCCCCAAAGAAAGAUGAAGAGAACGGCAAGAAUUAUUUCUUUGUAUCUCAUGACCAAAUGAUGCAGGACAUCUCUAACAACGAUUACCUGGAGUACGGCAGCCACGAGGACGCAAUGUACGGCACACGCUUGGAGACGAUACGCAAGAUCCAUGAGCAGGGACUCGUAACCAUAUUGGACGUAGAGCCACAGGCACUGAAGGUGUUGCGGACAUCUGAAUUUGCUCCCUAUGUGGUUUUCAUUGCUGCGCCAAACAUCACCCCUGGCAUGAAUGAGGAUGAGUCAUUACAGAGGCUGCAGAAGGAGUCCGAAAUCCUUCAGAAAACAUAUGCACACUAUUUUGACCAAACCAUCAUCAAUAAUGAAAUUGAUGAGACUAUUCGGCUCCUGGAGGAGGCUAUAGACCUGGUUUGCACCACCUCCCAGUGGGUGCCUGUGUCCUGGGUCUAUUAAAACAGCAGUUCCAAGUAUGGCCAUCAAGCCUAUAACCAUAUGCCCCUCCCAACCUCAAACUUUGAAUGCAUCUCCACAAAAACUUCAAAUCUUUCCCUUGAUAAAAAUAGAAGGGAACCCCAUCUCUGACGUUCAACUACAUGGAUGUGCAAGCCCUGCAGUGAGCCCAGCCUUGGCCCCUCACAGACUACCUAGAUGUAGUGUUGUAUCAAUAAAAAGAUCAAUAAAAUGGAUUACUAAAUAUUGUCAUGUCUAUAUAGCUAGAAGGCAACAUUUUGUAGACAUUUGUUUUAAAGAGACAGUAUCCUCCAUGCCAUAGUGUCUUGAAUGUUUUUAUUAUUCUAAAAUUAUUUUUCUUUCUUCUGUUGGUAUUGGAGCAAAAGUGCAGUAUUACUGUGGUGGAACCCUCAUCACUUUUAUCUGUUCAACCGGCCAUCAUACAUAAUCCCCACAUUAUCCAUGCACCGGCCCCAGCAGCUUUAUAGAGUUCAACCCACCGAGUUACUAGUUACUUAGCUUUCAUUUAAAACUUUUUUUGUUUUCCCCAAUUUAUCCUUCUUUACACAUGGAUACUGUCUCUCUAAGGACCUGCAUAAAUGUUUUAUAGAUUUGAAUGAAAUUUCAUGCAUGUGAAUAUUCACAAGCUUCCAUGCUGUCAGUGUUAUCUGUGUUCAGACUGUCAUCCACAACCGAAAACAUUCCAUUCGUCUGAACAAACACAUUCAAACAAGUGGAGCCAGUGACAAAAAAGAAAUCUAUGAUGAAAAGACCUAUGCACAUCCUUUGAAUUUUGGCAACUUUGUAAACAAAUUUAUUUUUACCAAUCAUGUAGUAACGUGUUUGUAAAUGGUCAAAAUUUUUAUUUGUUGUAAAAUUAAGGGGUAUGGAUGAAAAUGAAUACAAAAAAACUUCCAUUUCUGAAAUGUGUCAUUUGAGAGCUUUAAUGUUUUGAUUGAGCUGAAUCAUAUCAAAAUCUUUUUUAGUCUGUGCAGUUGUUUGAGAAAGAGGUGCGUGCGCCCAUGAACUGCGUGGCAUAAGACGACUCAGUCUGUUCAUCUGAAUCAUUCUGUUAAUGCAAACUGUUCACUCAAACUGCCCUGUAUGAAUUCCUCUGCCGAUGACAGAGCAACUCUUCAGUAUGAGCGUGUUUUUAAAAAAAUAUAUAUUUCAUUUUAUGUGGUGAAGAACUCUGUGUCCUCUGCUCUGGGUUGUGUCAUCCUGCUCUUUUGCUUGGCAUCUCUGUGUGAGUUGGCAAAGACAUGGGUGAAUGGAAACUUUUCACUUGUCUAUCACCAUUUUGUUUUUCUGAAUUUUUCCCAGCAGCUGUGAUAGGUCACGCUUGCCUGCCCGCCCGACUUUGCAUGAUUGCAGUUGGGAUCAAUGCCCA
Molecule: messenger RNA, 4832 nt
Organism: Xyrauchen texanus (razorback sucker)
Lineage: Eukaryota; Metazoa; Chordata; Actinopteri; Cypriniformes; Catostomidae
Product: peripheral plasma membrane protein CASK
Exons: 29
Coding region: 578-3445 (955 amino acids)
Biological process (GO): protein phosphorylation; regulation of neurotransmitter secretion
Cellular component (GO): cell-cell junction; plasma membrane; basolateral plasma membrane
Molecular function (GO): protein kinase activity; signaling receptor binding; ATP binding
Source: RefSeq, a predicted model, not a curated record